Pararge aegeria (speckled wood butterfly) is the source of this 642-nucleotide messenger RNA. RefSeq lists its product as uncharacterized. The coding region runs from base 44 to 493 and encodes 149 amino acids. Lineage: Eukaryota; Metazoa; Arthropoda; Insecta; Lepidoptera; Nymphalidae. The transcript is spliced from 2 exons. The record is from RefSeq and is a predicted model, not a curated record. Gene Ontology annotation, cellular component: mitochondrial inner membrane. Gene Ontology annotation, biological process: ATP synthesis coupled electron transport; mitochondrial electron transport, NADH to ubiquinone.
UUGUCUUGAAAAUAAAUUAGCCAUAUUUUAUAACGGCUAACUGAUGGCGAAAAAAAUCGAGUUUAGAGAUGUAUCUAAGGGAUUACAAAAAUUAAGAGAUUUUUUAUUGGGUAGAAAACACGUCCUCCACGGCAGAUUUACCCCACUACUAGCUCCCAGAUCGCUCCCUACUCCAGACAUACCAAGGGGUCCUGAUUACAAAUAUUCUGAUAAGUAUUAUUAUCAGAGAAGCGUAUAUAAUUCUAUCCAACCUCCUGUAGUAGCACCGGUGGCGGAAGGACCACCAAUUCUAAGAGAUCCAACGAAGAAAGCCCCGACUGGUGGUGUUCGUGCAGACGCCAUUACAUUCAACAGCGCUCCUACUCCAGGGCCCACGUGGUGGUGGGAUGGCCAUUGCUACUAUGAAUGCGUACCAGAUCCUUCUAGUCACCCUUCUCCUCAAGCAGUUGCUGAUCCUUAUUGCCCUCAACCAGAACAAAUCUCAACGAAGUAAUACUGUGAUUUAAAAUUUGUCUUUUGUUACAAAGUAACAUGAGUAGGUACUUAUUUGUAAUUAUUAUUAAUAGAUAACUCUUGCAAUGAAAUAAACGCGUUUAAGUUAAUCGCAUACAUUUCAUACGUAUUUAAACUACCUUCUUACAA